CUCGUUCUCGACCCUGCGCAUAUAUGAUUGUAAGUGGUGUCAAGCACACUCCAAAUCCAAUAAUCGAUACAACGACAUCGAGUGAGUGCAUUAAUUGUACCGACCACAAUGGUAUACUUGGAACUAAUACUGCAGUUGUAUGCAAUGAUCAGCAAUGAUUUCAGUGUAAAGGAACGAAGUGAUAUUCUCUAGAUUACAGUUUUGUGUACAAUAACAUUUAACGUUGAGUACUGCAUGAAAGUACACAAUAUCUGCGGUUGAGUCAGCACUUGAACCGACUACAAAUUAUCAAACUGAAGUAAGUAGUUGAACGCCAAUCCAGGAGACCUGUGAGUGGCAUGCACGUGCGCAGCCAGCGGCAAUCCUGAUAUAUUUCAGGCAGGCAAAUUCACCCGCGUCCCAGCUAAAUAAGUACUGUAAUCCUAUCAGAGGGUAGGACACACAGCGCAUUAUGCGCCAAAGUGUUCAUGCUAUACCGGAGCAAAAAUAUUCCUCGUAAGCCCGCAGAAAGGAUUAUAUUCAGAAACGAAAAGAGUGCAGACGUUAGGCUUAAACCCCUACCCACGGGGUGUUUGCAUCUACUAUAACCGGACUCUUGAUCAUCAUUCACCCUGGGUUUGGCAUAACCAUCGGCUGGGGAAUAAUGUAAGCUGCGCUGAUAAAAAAAAAAAAGAAAUCAAGUAGAUGUGGGACCGACAGCUCUACUGUCUUAGUAUCGCAUUGCUGUGUGAAGUAUCUACCACACUGGGACCAACGGAGCUGGUUUUGUUGUGAGUUCGUCUAUCGAUGCAUGAGAGACUAUAGCACGUUACCAUCGCACUCAUAGAUCAGCUCGCCCAUUACUGCUGCCAGUCAGUUUGCAGAGCACGAACUGUUCCUUUACACGGUAAACACACGCAGUUGCACUUGGAUUCUGCCCUUACCGAACUGCGAAUUUGUCUGCCGGGAUACACUGCGCAUCAGCAGGGCAGACCUUGGAAAACAGUCACGUUUCUUCCACUAAGCCAGAGGUCACGUGUUCAGCAUGGGAGGGCAGCAGAGCACUAACGGCACAGAUGCAUACAAGGUCGACAUCUUCGGCGAUAGCAUGAGGAAAAAGUUCGACAGAGGCGAGCUGAAGGUUACCGCUACGCACCUCUGCUUCGUGGGCGCCAAGAACAACUUCGAGUGGCCCCUGGGCGAUUUGAAGCGCUUCGGCCAGGGCAAGAAGGUCUUCAGCGUCGAGCUUCUGGACCACAACGAUAUCCUGAACACCCGAGAGGUCAUCUUCAGGUCAAAGAGCGCCCAGGUCAUCUGCGAGGACUUCCGGGAGAAACUGGCGGCGCUGGAGGAGAGCAUCAGCCGGCCGGCCCCGGAGACUGCCCCCAUGGUGGAGGCGGUGUCUUGAUCACUCCACGGGCGAGGUUCCUGGAUGCACAAACUUACGCCUGGCACAGGAGUCUAGAGUUUUUCUUACUGUUUGGAAGAUCUAAGCUGAACACAAAUGCGGCUGUAUAUAGGAGAACAUAAUGGUUAGAAGGAACAAAACACAUUUUGGGAGAGUGUUAGCUUUGCUGUAGCUGCGAGCGCAGGGUAAGUGGGUGCGGCUCAUGAGCGUGCAGAAUGUCGAUAGCCGGUGCGCUUUGGUAUAGACAAGCAAAGUUGACGGGACGAGUUAAGCAGGAUUUAUGCUUCAAACUAGGUAUCGCCCUCGACAUGAAGAGACCGCAUUCUCUGAUUGAUGUGAGCUACUACGAGGACCAUAGGGAAAUGUGCGAUAGCAAUUCACGACGGUAAAAGUGAUGCAUCAGGCUCAUGUGACUAAACGCGAAGUAAACAGUAUUGCUGCAAAUAUUUUAAGGUGAUGCAUUCGCUUUUAGAACACGAAAGAUCGAGAGAAUCGAAUGAAUCUACUUACCCUUAUGUCCCAAACAACAAAGGAAGAGGCUUCGUGGUAGGAAAUUGACAUCCUGAAUUGUACAAAUCUUGAACUUUAAUUAAGUAAUUAUUCUUACUCCGGAUUUCGGAUGACGAAUUGGAAACCAGAAAACUGGCUAGAUAGAGUAUGCUAAGACCUUAAUGUCAAUAGGACCGCUCGCAUGUUGUACGAUUCCAUGUGCUCCAACACACAUUAAUUUGAAACUAAAAGUUAACGUUCAAGUUCAGUGAACACUACUCUUCCGAGGGAACAGUGAAACCCAACAGGUAGGUUUGCCCGGGCAUUUGUACCACUCCAUGAGUCUGUUAUUUUUGUGAGGUUUAUUUCAAGUUUUCUUCUGUUAGUUGUUAGAGUAAGUGAAAAAUUAUCCUUAUGGUCUUUCAAUCAUAGAUUUACCGCUUUCGGUAUGGUGCCUAUUUUCCCUUUAAACACAUGCUUCAUAAUGUUACACUUCCUUUGCUCGACGUAUUUGACCGUCGUGAUCCUUUCAUAUUGUCAGAACAUUGUCGAGUACCUUUCGUAACAGGUGCUUAAUAUUCGUGUUUUUUUAUAGCCACACCUAGUAUUUAAUUUGUAACGUAGGACUAAGUGUCUGUCCACAGUCUAUUUUCCCUUGUUUGUUCUCCCAAAAUUGGCAGGAACAUAUAUAGAUAAUGGCAUCGAUGAGUACCCGACUACAUUGCAGACUGCAUGUUAAAAAAAAAAACUAAGCUAACUGUCACCUUUAAAGGCCCAGACAAGGGUCUUCAUUUUUCUAUGACGAUUGUUAUUUACUGAUCAGCACAUUACUCAAAAUAUCAUAAGCAGUCUUGAACUUCAUCUUUUUGGGUUGAAGCAAGGGCGGAUCCAGAACACAAUUUUUUUUGGGGGGCCAAAAAAAUGUUUGGUCCACCAAA
This is a messenger RNA of Patiria miniata (bat star), 2814 nucleotides long. RefSeq lists its product as uncharacterized. Lineage: Eukaryota; Metazoa; Echinodermata; Asteroidea; Valvatida; Asterinidae. Bases 1025 to 1387 code for a protein of 120 amino acids. The transcript has 3 exons. The record is from RefSeq and is a predicted model, not a curated record.